AUGCCUGGACUCUGUGAUCAGCUCCUGCGGGAAGCACCCUGGGCCACCCCUCCCCCAUGGGGUGGCGUCCCUGUACCCCGGCACUCAGCCCGGCACCCCGCAACCUGGCUCGGUGGAUCCUUCCUGCGUCUCCCGCCCAGCCUGCAGCGCUGGAAGGCGGCGGCCUUGGCCUGGGCGCUGUGCAGUUCUCUGCUGACCUUCUGGAUGUGCCCAGAGGGCCUCGGACCCGCGCUGGCCCCGCUGCGCCGCCCGCCUCGGACCCUGGACGCCCGGAUUGCCGGCCUGGCCCAGUACCGGGCACUGUUGCAGGGCGGGCCGGCCCCAGGUCCGCGCCUUCGGGCAGGGCCUCGGAGGCGGCGCGCGCUCCAGCACUCUGGCGCGCGGCCAUGUGGGCUGCGCGAGCUCGUAGUGCGCGUGAGCGAGCUGGGCCUGGGCUACCCAUCGGACGAGGCGGCGCUGUUACACUACUGCGCAGGCGUGUGCGAGGCGGCCACGCGCGUCCACGACCUCGGGCUGUGGCGCCUGCGCCAGCAGCGGCGCAUACAGCGGGAUCGCGUGCGCGCGCAGCCCUGCUGCCGCCCGACGACCUAUGAGGAGAAGGUGUCCUUCCUGGACGUGCACAGCCGCUACCACACGGUGCGCGAGCUGUGGGCUCGCGAGUGCGCCUGCGUGUGA
Messenger RNA from Lepus europaeus (European hare), 675 nucleotides. Its product is annotated as neurturin-like. Lineage: Eukaryota; Metazoa; Chordata; Mammalia; Lagomorpha; Leporidae. Gene Ontology annotation, molecular function: glial cell-derived neurotrophic factor receptor binding; receptor tyrosine kinase binding; growth factor activity. The coding region runs from base 1 to 675 and encodes 224 amino acids. The transcript is spliced from 2 exons. The record is from RefSeq and is a predicted model, not a curated record.